Hevea brasiliensis (rubber tree) is the source of this 865-nucleotide messenger RNA. RefSeq lists its product as uncharacterized. Gene Ontology annotation, cellular component: EMC complex; endoplasmic reticulum; membrane. The transcript has 6 exons. The record is from RefSeq and is a predicted model, not a curated record. Gene Ontology annotation, biological process: protein folding in endoplasmic reticulum; autophagosome assembly. The coding region runs from base 183 to 539 and encodes 118 amino acids. Lineage: Eukaryota; Viridiplantae; Streptophyta; Magnoliopsida; Malpighiales; Euphorbiaceae.
GUACUAAUUUUCAAAAGUGAAAAUUAAAGGUAAGUUAUAAUCUAGGUUUUUCUAAACCAGAGUAAGCAGGGACAUAAACGCUCAAUAGAAGUGCAAGUUAAGGGAUUCCUCUCUCUGUUGUUUGGUUUCUGCAAAUUCUUUUCCUUUUCAUUCAUAUAUUAGAUCGUUAUAAAGUAGAAGGUAUGGCUGGACAUAAUGAGUCUGGCAAGAAGAAAUCAAGUGAAGCUGCUAAUGAUUUACAAACAUUCAGUGCUGAAAAUUUGCAAAAUAACAUGAAAGUUAUAUAUUACAGUCAGACUUUUUUGUCUAUUGUCGGUGGGGUGAUUGCUGGAAUUCUGGGAUUCAAGGGUUUGGCUGGAUUUAUCCUUUAUUUCCUUAUCAUGGCAAUCUCUUCAGUUGGACUCAUAGCCAAGGCCAAGUUUUCUGUUCACUCGUACUUUGACUGUUGGAACCGGAUUAUAUUUGAUGGCUUUUUUGGUGGGCUUAUGUCAUUUGUGCUAUUCUGGACAUUCGCGUAUGAUAUCGUUCAUAUAUUCUGAUGAAGUUAUCAUCAGUGUCCCAUCUCGGAUGGAAGGACAAGCAGAGCUGCCGCUGGCUUGUGCCCCCAAUUUAUGUCACCUCGGAGCUUGAGGACAUGUUUAAUGCUCUGUGUCCAUUACAAAACAAUUAUAAGGAUCACUUUUAUCCUAUCUUUUUAAAGUUUGGUUCAGCAGAUCCAUACUCUUAGGCUUGACUGUAGAGGGGAGUUUCUCAUGUUUAAAGAAGGUGCUUUGUGUUGGUCGAUUUAUUUCAAUGUUUUUCUAUUUGUACGCUGAGGAUUAUUCAAUGGAUGUAUGUUUAAGAAUUAAGAUUUAGAUUCUAUCCA